Messenger RNA from Nothoprocta perdicaria, 3855 nucleotides. It is a transcript of the gene RGS22, whose product is annotated as regulator of G protein signaling 22. NCBI's taxonomy places the organism in Eukaryota, Metazoa, Chordata, Aves, Tinamiformes, Tinamidae. Bases 1 to 3855 code for a protein of 1284 amino acids. Gene Ontology annotation, molecular function: G-protein alpha-subunit binding. The record is from RefSeq and is a predicted model, not a curated record. Gene Ontology annotation, biological process: regulation of signal transduction. The transcript has 26 exons.
AUGCAGGCCGCGAGGCUUGCCACCGAGCCUCCAUGUAUAACAGAGGAUGUGUUUGAAGACUACCUAGCCACAGAUGAUAUGCUUGUAGACUACUUCAAUGAAUUUUUGAGUCUUCCGACUUUUGCCCAGCCGGUUAAGUUUAACCCUGAUUUUGGGGUUUUUGAAGUAGUUGAUGAUGCCCCUCAGCGCCUGGAAAGCCAGCUGAAAAAAAUUCUGCAUGACCAGAAACCUCCCAACCCCAUUUAUGAUGUUAUAAGGAAAGCAAAGAAUGAUGGGCAGCUUUCCAAAAAGAGCAAAGCUUCUCCAGCCUUGAAUAUUGAUCCAAAUUACAACACUAUGCGUCUUCAUCGAGAACAAGCAAUUCAAUGGGUUAAGAAAGAGAGACUUCCAGCAUUUCUAGAAAGUGACUGUUACUUUGAAUACAGGCUAGCUAAGCUGAUAUCACRGGUAAAAUGGAGCAAGACUGGCAUUAAUUUCAUUAUAGACAGAGGUUACUAUCCCUGGAUAAGGAAGAGAGACCCAAGUCCUCCUUUCCCCGAGGAGGAUGCCACUUCAUCCACUAUGAAGAAAUUCUAUGUUUCACUUGGCAAGGCUACGCUUUCUCAGACAGAGGAUUGGUUUACACUAGCAAAACAGAGUGAAUCCGUGAAAAGUGCAGAUCCUUUAGCUUCUCGUCAGAGUCAAGAUGCUCCUUUUUUCCCUGGUCAGCAUGAAAGAAAUGAUUUAUUAAGUGAAAAACCUGCCUUUCUAGAAGCAGGUUCCUUGUCUACGGAAUCUCACCAGCGGAGUUUCAUUUCCCCUUCAAGGACAGCGCCAGCAAAAUCCAGGAAGAGAUCCAGAAAGGCUGAGGAGGGUUCUGCUGUGGCUAUUGCUGCUUCCCGCAGUCAAUUAACGGUUUAUGUAGGCCAGAAAUGGGAGAGUGCAGCAAAAGAAGAAAAUGAACAGGGAGUUAAUACUUUUCAAACUGUGGAGGAAUUCAUAUCAGCUUAUGUUCAGUUUAUACUGACGGAAGCCAUUUCAAGCUUGAUUGGUGAGCCAGUUGCCAAGAGUGAGAAUGUUGUGGAUUUCAAUAAAUUGUCUAAGGUGUUUAUACAAGAGUUAGCAAAUAAGGAAGUUUCCCUUGGUACUACAGAACCACUCUUUUCUCAGAGUUUUUCUCCAUUUAAUGCCUUGGACUCUAAGUGUGUGGUGCCAGAACGUGAUAUUGAAGAAGUAAGUUUACGAUCGAGUUCGGAAAGCGAAGGGGCAGAUAGCAGGGCUGCCUGGUGCACCAGUCACAGAACUUACGACAUUGGCAACAGACAUGAGUUUGAAAGAUUCAAGAAGUUCAUUCAAGGAACACUUGGGGAGAGGUACUGGUGGCUCUGGAUGGAUAUCGAACGACUGAAGGUUCUUAAGGGCACCAGAAAGCAGCAAAGGCAGCUUGACAAGAUGAAAAAACUCUAUCUGCUGAGUGGUGGAGAUUAUUGCCUCAGUUCAGAAGUUCUGCUCAGAUUAGAUCUACUACGUGGAGAUCAGUGGAAUAUAACGCACUUAAGACAGAUUCAACCUGAAGUUGUGAAACCUUUACUCCUUUACUGGGGUCCCAGAUUUUGUGUCACUCAUUCAACAGCAAUACGAAUGGCCAGUGCAGAACUGAAGCGUUGGCACACACACCAGGAGAGACCAAGGGUAGACAUCGAUCCUUUCCCACAAAUGGUAUCAUUGCUGCCACUGAGACCUAAGUCUUGCCUGCCCAGGAUAACACAUUUCCAUCCUCAAGUAAGUAGAUCAUCAAGGCUAUCAGCUACCCUGUCACCAAGUCCUAGCCCUCAAAAGGAUAAUGAUUCUAGCAGUAAAAAGAGGCCAAAAUCAGUAAGCAGUGACAUAAUUCGUGGCUUAGCUUUGGAUGAGAUUGCAGACUCAGAAUACAAGGGUGGUAGAAAAUACACCUAUGCUGAAUUGCUCCAAGGGAAAAGUGCUGCUGGCAGUGCUGUCCUAGGGGGACCAAGAAUGGAAAGCAUGCUGCAGUCUCUUUAUUUGGAGAACAGAGCAGGCUACUACUUCACACACUUCUGCGAGAAGUCAGGGAAUAAGUUGUGGGAGAACAGUGCGUACUUUUGGUUUGACCUACAGGCUUAUCAUCAGCUUUUUUACCAAGAAACUCUUCAUCCUUUUAAAAUAUGCAAGCAAGCUCAAUUUCUUUAUGCAACUUACAUUGCUCCAUCUGCCACUAUGGACAUUGGACUCCGUCAGAAUAAGAAAUAUGAGAUUUAUAAGAAUAUUGACCCAGCUUUUGAGGAUCUUUUUGACCCAGCAGAAGAAUACAUUCUCACUCUCCUGCUAGAACCGUGGAUGAAGAUGGUAGAAGAAGACAGAUGCACUUAUGAAAAGGUGGAGCUGGUGGAAGAAACUCGACAGCUGGACUCCGUGUACUUUAGAAAGCUCCAGGCUUUGCAUCAGGAGAGUGUUUCCAAGAAGGAUGAGAGUCCUGCAGCUGACACUGGUCUGCCAACUAGUCCUGAUGUUCUCCAAAAAGAUGAGCACUUGUAUCAAGUUCCCCAAGAGCUGGCAGGUCCUAAUCUGUAUGACUUGAUCCACGACAAACUGAAGUUAGAACAGUUUCGUGUUUUUCUUGAUGAGCGUUCUGCUGGCAUGGAUCUCAAGUGUUGGCUAGACAUUGAACAGUUCAGAAGGAUGCUCCACAAGGACAAAGAAAAAAGGGAGGAAAAAUCUAAGGACAUUAAAAACAAAUACCUCAACAAGAAGUACUUCUUCGGACCCAAAAGCCCAGCGACCAAGGAACAGCAAGAAGAGCUAAUGCGUUCAGGUGGAGGAUGGGGACAGAUCCUUCAUGAUCAGGUUUCUCCAGCAAUUCUGCUGGAAAUUCAGCAGUACGUCCAGAAGAGAUUAGAAAAACAAUGGUUGCCAUUGUUUCUGGCAGAAGAACAACAUGAGGCGGAUGAAAAAGCAAAGAUAAGAGACAUAGUUGAAGAUCUUCUAAUCCAGAAGAAGGAGAAGACAACUAGGAUGUGGAAGCAUGUGGACAAUAAGUGGGUUUCUUCAUCUCGGGAAAUAAUUGCUUUCCGCAAAGCGCUGUUGAAUCCAGUGACAGCAAAUCAGUUUCAACGCUUUGUGUCCCUGAAAGGAGACCUGCUGGCGAACGGAGUGCUCUUCUGGCAGGAGGUCCAGAAGUAUAAGGACUUGUGCCAUUCUCAUUGUGAUAAUGCCACAAUCGAAAAUAAAAUCACAACUAUUAUCAACUGCUUUAUUAAUUCCGCUGUGCCGCCAGCUCUGCAGAUUGACAUCCCACUUGAACAAGCAGAGAAGAUUYUGGAGCACAGGAAGGAACUAGGACCUUACGUUUUUAGAGAGGCACAGAUGACUAUUUUUGCACUUCUGUUUAAAUUUUGGCCAAAUUUUUGCGAGUUUCGAAGCAACCUGGCCACUGACAAUAUUUUACCUGCCUUGGAAAGAAAAAAAGAACGACUGAUGCAAAAGAAGAAAAGCAAAACAGCAGAGGGUAAAGGAGAGGAGAAAAAAGCUCUCAGUCGGUCAAGCAGUGUUUUCAGAGAUGAAUUUGGUGUGGAGAGAAGACGAGCAUCAUGUCCAUAUGGAUACACGCAGCAGGUUUCCUGGUCUUAUUCCAAGUACAUAGAAGCCUUGGAGCAGGAGAGAAUACUCCUUAAAAUGCAAGAAGAUCUGGAGAAAAACCCAUCAUCACUCCUUACAGGUUCCUCAUCUAUGUCCUUGCUGAAGCCACGUAGCUCUGAAAGAUUCAUCUUUUCUUCAAGGAGUAGUACGAUCUUUGAGAAACGCUUAGAUCUUCCCAGAGAAACAGAAAGUGAGUACCGGAUUGCCAACACGGUACUUUGA